AUGUCCGCUUACCAUACACGACGGACAUUUGCUAAACGUGAUCUCUUACCGACGCACAGUAAUGGACCAGAAAAGGAGGACACAAUCUUCCAUCUAAGCCGGAAGCAAUUAUCACUGAUUGUCCUGGUGGUCCAAAACAGUACAUUGGUAUUGAUGAUGCGGUACUCUCGCAUCAUACAGCGUCCUGAUCAGUCAAUGUAUGUGGCAUCCACUGCUGUUUUUCUCGCCGAGGUUCUGAAGAUAAUCGCAUGUCUGGCAGUCAUGUACCAUCAACAAGGUAGCUGGAGAGACUUCCGGCGAAUGGUUCAAGAAGACAUCCUGGCCAAGCCUCGAGACACACUUACAAUGUUGAUUCCCUCGGGACUGUAUGCACUCCAAAACAACUUACUAUAUGUCGCACUCAGUAAUCUCGAGGCUGCCACUUUUCAAGUAACCUAUCAAAUGAAGAUCCUGUCAACAGCAUUAUUUUCGGUCUUAUUGUUGGGGAGAUCGCUACCCCGUGAGCGCUGGUUUGCCUUAGUAUUAUUGAUGGUUGGCGUUACAUUGGUACAGUCUCAGAGUAUUCAAAGUGAACCUAGCCAAUCUGACGAGCAAAGUCCUAUCGUUGGUUUACUUGCUGUACUGACGAGCUGCGUAUCUUCUGGUUUUGCUGGUUGCUACUUUGAGAAGAUCUUGAAGACUUCGGAUACAUCGAUGUGGGUGCGCAAUAUUCAACUGGGCUUGUCCGGGGCGUUCUUUUCACUGGUGGGGAUGAUCGCCUACGAUCGAGAGGUUAUAUGGGCAGGUGGUAUGCUUCAGGGCUAUGACUGGCUGACCUGGGUUGUGGUUAUGAACCAAGCUCUCGGUGGAUUACUUGUGGCUAUUGUGGUGAAGUACGCUGACAAUAUCCUCAAAGGAUUUGCCACCAGUCUGUCGAUUAUUGUCUCGGGUAUCAUCAGCUUUUAUCUGUUCGACUUUCAACCAACUAUCCCGUUUGUUCUUGGUGCAACAACCGUUAUGGUGUCAUCCUAUCUCUACGGCAUCGAUUUCAAGACAGCCAUUAAACCCCACUAA
This is a messenger RNA of Phycomyces blakesleeanus NRRL 1555(-), 1053 nucleotides long. RefSeq lists its product as hypothetical. The record is from RefSeq and is a predicted model, not a curated record. Gene Ontology annotation, cellular component: Golgi membrane. Gene Ontology annotation, biological process: pyrimidine nucleotide-sugar transmembrane transport. Gene Ontology annotation, molecular function: UDP-galactose transmembrane transporter activity. The transcript is spliced from 2 exons. Lineage: Eukaryota; Fungi; Mucoromycota; Mucoromycetes; Mucorales; Phycomycetaceae. Bases 1 to 1053 code for a protein of 350 amino acids.